This is a messenger RNA of Alternaria incomplexa, 1257 nucleotides long. RefSeq lists its product as uncharacterized. The record is from RefSeq and is a predicted model, not a curated record. Bases 1 to 1257 code for a protein of 418 amino acids. NCBI's taxonomy places the organism in Eukaryota, Fungi, Ascomycota, Dothideomycetes, Pleosporales, Pleosporaceae. The transcript has 2 exons.
AUGAGCUUCGAUUUCGAUCUUGACGAUGAACUCACAGAAUUUCUAUCUGGCAUCGAUCUAGUCGUACCCAACGAAGCCAGUAACCAUCUAGCUUUCAACCCAGUCCUCGUCGGACUUGUCAACCCUCACGGUCGUUACGGUUUAAGAACCCAAUCAUGGGAAGACUCUGACGACCACGCUGAUCUCAUCGUGUUGUACCAGAACACGGGGUAUGAUCCAGCUGGGCUGGUUUACAAUCUAGAAACGCAGCAGGUUACCUACUUGGAAGACGCAUUUACCUCACCCUAUGAACCCGAUGAGAUGAAGCUUCCGUGGGCUGAUCUUGAUGAAGUUCUACAACUCUAUUGGGACUGCGUCGAAUCUGGCAAGUUUGUUAUAGAUGCGCAGAACCCUGGGUUCGGCGAACCUGAUAAUCUUGCGACGCAGGGGUGGAGAGUUGAGCUGUGUACGGAGAAAGAGAUGGAGCAGGUGCUGGAUGUGUGGGGUAAAUUGGUUGAUGCGAUUGCGAAGAGGCUGCCUGCAUCUGACACGCGAAAGGAAAAGAAGGAGGAUGGAGACCAGACAGUGGACGAAGAACCGCAACGCAAGAAAAGGAGGAAAGAAGAAGAAGGGCUAAUCUCUAUUGAGGUUUUAAACGAGUACCCAGCCAUCCCGCCGUUCGUGCGCACCUUCCUCUCAAGAGCUAAGAAACCUCCAUUCAAAUCUAUCGCACCGCAGCUCGACGUGCCUGAUGAGGAAUUCAUCCAUCGCGUAGGAGCGGAGAUGCAAAACAGACACCCCGAUGCUACUCUCGAAGGACCGCAACACGAGAUAUCCGAGAGUUAUCUGUUUCUGCUCUUCCCGUGGCGCACAUCAGGCAUCGAGCUCGUUUCCGAACGCGACCAGGAGAAUUGGAAGUCUAAACGGGGAUCCAACAUCUUGGACAAUCGCGGAGGACUAUACAUUCAGCCCGACGACUUCUACUCGUAUUGUGGCACGUUACUGCUUCCAUUUCCUCUCGGGAGUGACGGUCAUGUUCUGCGAGGGGAUGAUACCAAAGUGAAGGCAUAUGAGCCGCGUCAGGAUGUGUUGUAUCAUCGCGGCGUAGGUAAUCCCUUUGUGUCUGGCUGGGGAACGCCGUUGACUGCUAUCCUGAUCAACUGGUGGGAGCAAGUCGAAAAUGACUCUUGGGGUAUUGAUGAAACUGGAGUUGCUGGGGGGAAUGAGCUCUGGAAGAAGGCGGAUACCGAGGAGGGUGCCGAGGACUUCAAGAUCUAG